This is a messenger RNA of Anguilla rostrata (American eel), 5749 nucleotides long. RefSeq names its product sosondowah ankyrin repeat domain family Ca (gene sowahca). NCBI's taxonomy places the organism in Eukaryota, Metazoa, Chordata, Actinopteri, Anguilliformes, Anguillidae. Gene Ontology annotation, molecular function: protein binding. The record is from RefSeq and is a predicted model, not a curated record. The transcript has a single exon. The coding region runs from base 334 to 2376 and encodes 680 amino acids.
CUGAAAUGAAAGUGCUUACUGAGCCGAAAUGGAAUCUCCAACGUUAUCCUUGGUGCUCCAAAAUGGGUUGGUUGCUAGGAGGCGGGGAUUGUUGUUUUGUUCCUGCUCCCACUCCUGCCUUGACACACUGGCACACCACUUGGUCGCACAUAAUAUUGCUGCUCAGCCUCACACGGGAGGUGAUGAGGACGCUGCGAUCAUCAAUGGUACAGCCAGGACAUUAUUAGCGAUGGUAUGCUGUAUAUCGUUAUUAUACAAUUUUAGCUAACAGCUAUAAACGGUGAAAUCAAGACAUAACUCUAGUUAUCUAGGUGUAUAACGGUCUAAAAUCCAAUGGCGACCGAAUGCACACAAGAAGCGAUACUACAAUUUCUAACGGAACGAGGAGGGAGGGUUAGGAACGUGGAAUUGAUUGAUCAUUUUAAAUACAUUUUGCCAAGCGACCCUGAGAAAAAGGCAUUGGUUAAGGAGACGUUCAAAGGAUAUGUGGACAACGUGGCCUUUGUGAAAGUGGAAAAUGGGGUGAAAAUCGUGUGCUUGAAAAAGAAAUACAGGGGUUCAGUGAAGCGAACUGGUGAGAGAGGGGAUGGAGAAUGCAACGGCAAUGGAAUCACUGCGGGUAAGAUUUCCAUUCUGGAGCAGAGCGAAGGUGUUGCUAUCAACAAGGCAAUCAAUGAUCGAAAUAAUGGCGAUUCUUUUCAAUCAAACGAUUUAUGUGAAGAAAAUUCAAAUAUGUGCACAUCAGAGAUAGCGAUGUCAACAUCCUAUGAUGGAGACAAGUCAUCUUUGGGUUUGGAAACUGUUGCAAACGAUGAUGCGAAACGAAAAAUAUUACCUAGGUCAGGUUGCGGAACUGACAGUGGGAAAGGCGCGGAAGUGCAGACUGUUUUGGAAGGUAAAACUUCAGCUACGACUGCUCAUUCUAAUUCAGUUCGUAUAUCUCCGGCGGAUAGUUUGCUGGCAAUGGGAAAUGUACUAAAGUUCAGAUCAACAAAGACAACCGGGGAUGUGAAAGAAGUUGGGUGCGAGAAAGAAUGUGAAAAUACAAGUGCUCCUGAAGUUCGUAUUCCACGGAUUGCAGUGAUUGAGCCUUCGCCUUUACCUGUGGAAGGCGACGGUACAGUAUUCAACCUCCCUGACCAAGGAGGCUUAGAAGUGCAACGUGCACAGACGUCAGGGCAGCUCAACCAGUCUUCGAAUCAAACCGCUUUUAAAAAUGAACUUGAACACGACAAGCCAACGGGGGGAAUUAUUGACCAUGGACUGCCAACGGGUAUGGAAGUUAAGCCAAAGCCAAAAACAAGCGAAGAGGAUAUCGAGGUUGCGGUUGGCAAAGGCGCGCCCCAGGCACAGUUUAUAAAUAGGCGGCGAGUCUCCCGAGGGUCACAGCGCAGUUUUCUGUCCAGUAAUCUGUCAGAGGACGGGACGGAUGAAGGACAGUUCGAUUCUGUAAGUAUAUCGGGGAGCGACAACACGCCGAAAAGCAGCCGCAAGAAUUUCAUCGAACUAAUGAUGAACAGCUCUCCCCAGGUCCGGCGCAGCAUGGUGCAUAGGAACUCCACGUACCUGUCAUCCAGGCACCGAGACAGAGACUCUGUCAAAAGUGACAGCGACUCGGCCUCCCUGGUAUCUUCGACCACGGACGAAGACGGCGGGUCAGUGACGCUUGACCCCCUGGAGCAUGAGUGGAUGAUGUGUGCUUCAGACGGACAGUGGGAGAGCCUACACCGUAUGCUCGCCUGUGAACCGAACCUCGUCAUGAAAAAGGAUUUUGUCACCGGUUUCACCUGCUUACACUGGGCGGCUAAGCAGGGCAAACAAGAGCUGCUAGCCCUCUUGGUUAACUUCGCCAAGCAGCAUGUCGUGCCAUUAAACAUCAACGCCCGCUCCAGCGCUGGGUACACCCCAUUACACCUGGCUGCAAUGCAUAGUCACAUCGAGGUGGUCAAACUUCUGGUGGGUGCCUAUGACGCCGACGUUGAGGCCAGGGACUAUAGCGGGAAGAAGGCAUCCCAGUACCUCACCGGCACCGUGGCUGAAGACAUACGGGAUAUCAUCGGGGCGGAGGCCGACACUGGUGCUGAAAGUUUGGAGUGCGGAGCCGGGCGCUGGAGGCUAUCAAAGGUUCUUGCCUCUAACCUGAUGCCAAUGAAGCUGCUUAAUCAUCCAGAUGAGGACGCUUGCGACGGCGGGGGCCUCGUGAAAUCAAUGGCCGUGUACAGGAAGUCCUCCAUGAGCAAAAUUAAGCCGAGGCUGCACAAAAUCCGAUUCAGGACACAGAUCAUUCACAGCACUUCAUUUCGAGAAACAGACGAUGGGGAUAGAUCUGUGAAGAGCCCUAUAAAAUCACGGCCCAUUUCUAACCUCUUUGGAUGAGACUGAGUGAAUUACGUGCAUUUAUAGGCUUGUGAAAGCCCAAAUGGCACUACACCUAGCAUUUGUAUUGCUGUAAGGGUAAUCAUUCCUAAAUCCAGAAAGUGGCCAAUCGUUUCGUGGUAAAAAAAGAAAAAAAAAGAAAAGAAUGAUUGCGGGGGGUUAUUUCUGUAUUGAUGCGCAUACCUUGUCAUAAAUUAUGUACAGCAAGUUAAUUUGUUUGCUUGUGUAAAUUUAAACGGACUGAAAUUAGGAAAAUGUGACAUUAAUUAAAUGUCAGAUAUUGGAUAUUGUGUUAAUCGAUGCUUCGUAAAUUGCACAUUUGUGUGAUAUAAAAUGUAUUUGCAGCAAGGUUAUGUUCUAAUGUAAUUAACGAAAUGUGAGUUGAAAUAGUUUGAAAUGUGUUCAGGCCUAAUUUACCGGAACAGAAUCCAAAUCCAAAAGAAUUUAAAUAUCAGGAUUCGCAUAAUGUGAGGUGGUUUAAGCUUACAUUUUACAUUUAUAUAGUGGAUUGGCUAGCCUAUAGUUAACCACAAUGUCAGCCUAACUGCACGCGGCGACACGUUUUGGUUGUCAUAGUUACACAAACUGUAAGAUAUCCUAUUAGUGACAUUAUGACAUAAGUAUGACUUUAAAACUUAUCAUCAGUCCCGGUACCUUAUUGAAGAGACGUAUCAGUUAAUUGCGAUUCAACAAUGAACAGUUUUGUGGUGGAAUUCUAGCUAGUUAAUUUGUAACAAAUUACUUUGUUUUACUUUGUAAAUAAGAGCUUGAUCUGCUGCUGGUGCGGCAUUUAAAAUAACAGAACUACUAGCUUCUCCUUUUAAUCACUAACCAUCAUAUCUGAUGAGUAUUGUAUUUCUGUGUUGAAUAGAUCAAUGGUACAAGAUACGGUUUACUUUUAAAGUGUUCCUCAUAGGUUUGCAUUAUUGACCUGGUUGCCUAAUGUUUUUAUGCCUGAGUUUCACUGUUUGAGAAGUGUCCCUUUUCUGCCUUUUUCCUGUCCCUGCAUUUUCCUCAGAUAAUAUUAAUCUUCUUCCUUAAGGGUUAUCUUGUUGCUGCUGUCAUUAGGGAUGCUCCCCAAAUCUGUCACAAUCUCUUUUUUUACUGAAAAUUAUUGAAUGAACAUCCACUAUAUCAGUGGGACACUAAGGUACAUGGUCAGUAGUGUGUAAAGCUGAAAUUAAUCAUGCCCUGUUUUAAGGUGCAAAACGAUAGCUGCUACAUUAAGACUGAAACAUAUGGUUGUCCUUGCAAAGAAAGAAAACCCACUGAGCCACCAAAAUGGAGGUUAUGUAAGACCACAGGUCUGCAUUUUGAGAAGGUAUGUAUGUGACCCCAGGUCCAAUUACAGAAUUACAGGCUGAUUAAUAAUAACAACCAUUUAAAAAAAUCACAUUGACACAAUUAUUUUUUGUUGUUGUAAAAUUCUAACAUAUUUUUCACUUUUUGAAUAAUAACUUAUUUCUACUAAGAUAACUAAAAACAAACAGGUGGGAACAUUAUGUCUCAUGUAGGCCCUAUGUAUGGAAAUCCUUCUCAAGAAUGUGACUAUUCAACUCCAACCAAACAUUACUUUAGCAAGAGUACAGCAUCGGAGCAGUGUUGGUUAGGUCUUUAUUAAUUUCUGAGCUUACCUUUGUUAUCUUGUUUCUACCUUGGUUGGGUAAAAGAUGUUUAAGUGGCCAAUGUUCUUUUUCUACUUGCGGUAAUAACACUAAUUCUUGCAAUACAUGUUUUUUAUUCCUCUUUCUGGAAGGUGGCACUGAAUAAUGUCUGUUAUUUGGCAGCACUAUCAGUCUACAGCACUUUUUAAGUUUAUUAAAGUUUUCUCAUGCAGUGUGCAAGCUUAUUUUUUUAUUUUUUUCAGAUUUAUUUUUAUUGGCAUUUGCUUUAGAAUGAGCCUAUGUUUUUGGUAAGAGGUGAUUACUGGAUUAUACAUUUUAGGUAUUAUCUGCUAAUUGAUAACCCUCAUAAUGCAUAACAGAGAAAACACCUAUUUUUGUAUUACCUGGUUGAAUCAAUAGAAGGUGCUUUCUUCAGCAGUACCAUAGACAGAUUAAAGAAAAUAACACAUUCUUGCAGUUCUUGCAGAAUUCAGUUUAACCCAAAAUAUGAGUCUUUGCAGUGCCUUCUAUAAAACGCUGCUAAAUUUUGAAUCUGCACUUCUCUGAAUUUUGACAUCAGAGCACUCAGACAUUAAAAUAAAGCCAUAAUUGUUUAAAUACCUUUUUAAAAGAAGAAUAAUCAGAACUGCUACAACAAGAGUGCUUAUCACUGUUUAACAGUGUGAUACAGAUUUUUAGCGCAGUUAUUUCCAUUAACAAUGUGAAAGCAAAAAACCAAAAGUCAGAGCAUUUUGUGUUGCUGUGAAGUACAGUAACAGUUUGUUGUUUCAAAGUCAGUUUUGUAUUUUUUCAAAAUGGCUCAAAAUUUCAAAAUAGUGUUUAAUCACCGUAUUUUAAGGAAAUGCCUGUAAAUAUGAUUAACCACAUUUUCACCUUGUUAUAUCAUAUUAGUAAACCUUAUUCUUCACGUCAUGAAACAUGUAGCUCCAGCUGCUGGUUUAAUGUUUGUUCACACUACGAUCACUGUGAGGUGGUCUUUUUUAUUCUUGUUUCUAGUUACAUUUUAUCAAUUCAAUUGUAAAAAGUACAGUUGUGUAAAUACGUUCCUGUACAUUGUUUUUAUGUGCUGUUGUAUUUUUUAACCAUAAUUUUGGCAUUCUAUCCCUCAGAACGUGAAUUGAAAAUUAAUGUUUUGUAACCCAUUUCUAUUAGAUAUUUACUCUGGUUUACUAAUCCAGGAAGUGUGAUUUAAAGGGCUGGAACCCAAAAUUUGUGAAAUUAUUAUUUUAUCUUUGUUCGGGAAUGGUUUCAUUUUCUCCAUUUGGUGCAUAUAUUUUUAAUAUGGCAUUGUAGAUUUAACAAAGUGUAUUAGGUUUGUUUUCAGAUAUAACCUAACUUUGUAGCAUCUCAGUUUACACUUACAAAAAGAAAAAAUAACUCUAACAAAAAUUCUAUUUGAGUGUUUUUUUUAAGGUACUGGAUAUGUCAACUGGAAAACAUAGGCUACAUGAUUUAAUUGUAUUUUUAGUGGUAACAUUUUUUAAUUCCAUUGUGUGGUAAGAAAAAUGACUUGGCCAAAUGGGUCAUGGUUAACUGUGUAAUCAAUCAAAAUGUAGAGCUUUCGAUGUGUGAACCACAGACAGCUAUGGGCCUGCAUUGCUGUAGAUUUUUUAUUUUAUUUUUUUUGCUUUUGUGGAGUCACACAUGCUGUUUAAUCAAACUGUGUUUUUAAAUGUAAAUGUAAUGACAAAAUGUUCAUUACUUAAAAGCAGAUUAAAGGAUGAUACACCAAGACAUGUUAAAUUGUA